Molecule: messenger RNA, 3861 nt
Organism: Menidia menidia (Atlantic silverside)
Lineage: Eukaryota; Metazoa; Chordata; Actinopteri; Atheriniformes; Atherinopsidae
Source: the annotation of a GenBank genome assembly
AUGAGGAAGCCACGUCGAAAAGGCCAGGGGGCCGGAGGAGGUGGAGGAGGAGCGGGAGGAGGAGCGGGAGGAGGAGCGGGAGGAGGAAGAAGAGGAGGAGGAAGAGGAGGAGGAAGAGGAGGAGGAGGAGGAGGAGGAGGAAGAGGAGGACGAAGAACAGAUGUAAAAAAAAGUAAUGGGACAGCCAACGGGCGUGGGGCUGCCCGCCAACGAUCUCCGUCCCCCUACAGCCUUAAAGCAUCUCCAAGUAGAGAAACUCUUACCUAUGCCCAGGCUCAGAAGGUGGUGGAGGUAGAACUGGAUGGUAGACUUCACCGCAUCUCCAUCCUGGAUCCUUUGGAGGUCAUUACAGAAGAUGAAAUGAUGGCUCAGGAUAUCAGUGAGUGCAACAGCAACAAAGAGAACAGUGAGCAGUCGUCCUGUCCCACCAGCAGUACCCCGACAACACGUAAAACUGUCACAACAAGAGGUCGCAGGAAAGAGUCCAAAUGCUCCUCUGUCAAGUCACCCCAACCCUCCAAGAACCACCGUGCUACUUCCGAACCUCAAUCACCUGAAAAGCUUAACACGUCACACCAUCACCACGUGACUCUUCCUGAACCCAAGUUUCGUGUUCUGGAAACCUUCACGCCAGUUGAGGCUCCUCCUCUGCCUGCCGCAUACUAUCGCUACAUCGAACGUUCAGCUGAAGAGAAGGAAAAUGAGGCAGAAUAUGACAUGGACGAAGAGGACACUGCUUGGUUGGAGAUGGUAAACGCCGGCCGGACAUCGGAGGGCUUCUCUGCUGUGUCGUCUGACACUUUUGAGCUGCUGGUGGAUCGGCUGGAGGAGGAGGCCUACCGAGAAGCCCGCAGCCGGGCGCCUUCUCAAAGCACUAUUGAUGACGAUGCCUUCUGCUGCGUGUGCCUGGAUGACGAGUGCCUCAACAGCAACGUCAUCCUGUUCUGUGACUCCUGCAACCUGGCUGUGCACCAGGAGUGUUACGGAGUGCCCUAUGUUCCCGAAGGACAGUGGCUGUGCCGCUGCUGCCUUCAGUCCCCUCAGAAACCUGUUGACUGCGUUCUGUGUCCAAAUCGGGGGGGAGCUUUCAAACAAACUAGCGAUGGCCGCUGGGCCCAUGUUGUCUGUGCUAUAUGGAUCCCCGAAGUUUGCUUUGCCAACACUGUAUUUCUUGAACCGGUGGAAGGGAUUAAUAACAUUCCCCCAGCACGCUGGAAACUGACUUGUUACCUGUGCAAGCAAAAGGGCCGUGGUGCAUCUAUUCAGUGCCACAAAGCCAACUGUUACACUGCUUUUCAUGUCACCUGCGCUCAACGCGCCGGCCUGUUUAUGAAAAUUGAUCCCGUGCGAGAAACAAACAUUAACGGCACUACAUUCUCAGUGAAAAAGACAGCGUUUUGCGAGGCCCAUUCUCCUCCAGGACAAGAGACCGGGUCAGACGACGAGAGCGAAGGACGAGUGGUGGGCAGCAGGGGGAGGGCAAGCAGAGGGAGGAGUGCCUACACAGAGGGUCCAACUACACCCAAAAAAAGCAGAAAGUCUGAAGAUGAUACCAAAGCAGAUAAAAAGAAAGGGAAGAAGAACGCAGAGUCAGCAGACCAACACACUGGUUCACCUCAGGUGACGGUGCCUCAGAUACCAACAAGCAGGUUGAAUAUUUUCUGUAAAGGAAUUUUGUUCCAAAGGAAAAAUCAGUUCAUGCAGAGGCUGCAUAACUACUGGUUACUAAAGCGUCAGUCGCGAAACGGUGUGCCACUAGUCCGGCGUUUGCACUCUAACGUCCAGACCCAGAAGGCUCCAGAGCAGCCUGAAGUGGAUGAGAAGUUUUCUGAAGAUAGAGAGGCGUUGAGGUACUGGCAGAAGCUGCGGCACGACCUCGAAAAAGCCAGACUUUUGGUAGAGCUCAUACGCAAAAGAGAGAAGCUUAAAAGAGAACAGGUCAAAGUUCACCAGGCAGCUCUAGAGAUGCAGCUGACUCCGAUGUUUGUGCUGCUUCGCUCCACUCUGGACCAACUUCAGGAGAAGGACACAGCUCAGAUUUUUGCACAGCCAGUUGACAUAAAGGAGGUUCCAGACUACCUGGAGUUUAUAAGUCAACCAAUGGACUUCUCCACCAUGCGCUCCAAGCUGGAACGUCAUAGCUACCGCUCAGUGGCUGACAUUGAGGCUGACUUCAACCUCAUGGUGUCCAACUGCCUCGUCUACAAUGCCAAAGACACGGUCUUUCACAGGACAGCGCUGCGCCUCCGGGACUUAGGGGGGGCCGUACUGCGUCACGCCCAGCGGCAAGCCAGCAACACCGUCCUGGACCUGGACACGGGCAUGCAUCUCCCAGAGUCCCCCCAGAAAAGAGACUUUUACACAUGCACCUGGGAGGAUGUUGACAGCGUGCUGGAUCCCGAUAACCGACUCCACAUGUCGGUGGAAGAACAACUGAAGGAGCUGUUGGAAAAGCUGGACUUCGUCACAUCCAUGCGGGGCAGUGGAGCUCGGACCCGACGCAUCCGCCUGCUGCGGCGCGAGAUCAACCACGUCCGCUACAAGCAGGGUCAGAACUCCCGCCACAGCCUCCACAACGGACACCUCAAGGAAGAUGAAGAGGAUGAGGAGGAAGAUGACGACAAAGAUGCCAAGGCCGAUAACGGCCUUUCGUCCUCAGACAAAGAAGACCUCAAAUCCACCUCUCCCCCGACACUGGAACCCACAGGACCAGCUCCUCCGCCACGACAGGGAGAUGCCCCCCUGGAGCCUCCCACUCUGCGGCCAAUCACCAGAGAGCCCGCGUCCCCCAGCUGGCCCUGCAAGCGCCUUAAGAUGGACAGCGACUCCUCAAACAGCGCCACGGACAGCAGGAAUUGCACUAAAGCACAAGGGCGGUCAGCAACGCCGCCACCCACUUUGCACAGUGAAGGCCAGCCGAUGGCCAAUGGACUGCCGGGCCUCAGCGUCCCCCUGCGGCCCGCCACCGGAGGAGUGGGACGACGAACCUCGGUGUUGUUCAAGAAGGCAAAAAACGGGGCGAAGCUUUUCAGGGAGCGAGACAACACUCUGGUAAAUGGGAAGGGGCUCCAGGACGAGAACACAAGCAACAACCCCCCAGCGUCCAACUCUACAGCGAGCACGCCGUCCUCCACAGCCAUGUCCACUCCUUCCAAGACCCCCCAGAAAAGCCCAGGACCCCCAACGCUUAAUGAGCCAUGGACCCCGAGCAAAGACGCCGAGCUGGACAAGAGACUCAGUCGUACACUGGAGAGUGGACUAACUAACGGCUUCGACAGGCACAAAGACAGCGGUUCGGAUUCGGAGUCAAGCUCGUGCCCCGUCCUCCACAAAGAGAUCAGCUCGCCCCCCAAACGGAGCCUCGGCAAACCAUCUCUUUCCAAAGUUCCUCUCCUGGAGAUCGUCAACGGAGAUUCAGAUUACACUGGCAACGGAGGCCAAAUGUCAGAGGAUGAGGCCGAGCUGGAGCCUCUUGACCUGGUCUGGGCCAAAUGCAGGGGAUAUCCCUCCUACCCUGCUCUGAUCAUUGACCCAGAGAUGCCCGAGGAGGGCUUGCUGCACAACGGAGUUCCCAUCCCAGUCCCACCUAAGGACGUGCUCCAUCUGGGAGAGCAGAGGCAGGAGGAGGCCAGCGAUAGACUCUACCUGGUGCUUUUCUUUGACAACAAGCGGACAUGGCAGUGGCUCCCCCGGGACAAACUCACCCCCCUGGGCGUGGACGACACAGCCGACAAGCUGCGCAUCAUGGAGGGCCGCAAGUCCAGCAUCCGCAAGUCUGUGCAGGUGGCCUACGACCGGGCCAUGAUCCACCAGAGCCGGGUCAGCCACAGCCACUGCUUCGUUCCCUCCAACUACCUGUAG